AUGGUUACUUAUAAUAACAUUUCCUACACAAAAGUCAUUGAUGCUGUGAAAAGCAAAGAUCCAAUGACUUUGGUCAUUAAAAUUGGAACAUCCUCCAUCUGCGAUGAAAAGACACACUAUCCUCUGCUCAGCAAUCUGUCCAGGAUUGUAGAGACUAUUCUCCAUCUAAAGACAUUGGGCCAUCGUGUCGUGCUUGUCACUUCAGGCGCUGUCGGUGUGGGGCUGCUUAAUUUGGGAUUGGUGGAAAAGCCUAAAAGUCGUGCCGCCAUUCAGGCAAUUGCUGCUGUGGGCCAAGGCCGUUUGAUGAGCAUGUAUGAUGAUUUGUUUGGUAGAUUCAACCAGCCUAUAGCACAAAUCUUGCUGACCCGUAACGAUCUCGCUGAUAGAUCACAAUAUCUGAAUGCAGUCAAUUGCUUGACCGAGCUCUUGGAUAUGGACAUUGUUCCGAUUGUCAACGAAAACGAUACAAUUUCUGAUGGUGCUGUUCGAUUUGGUGACAAUGACACUCUGUCUGCCAUCACUGCUGGCAUGGUGAGGGCUGAUUACCUCUUUCUCAUGACCGAUGUAGAUUGUCUUUACACUGAUAAUCCUCGUACAAAUCCAGAUGCUCGUGCUGUGCUAGUAUGCGACAGUAUCGAAAAACUUCGCCAAGAAGUGUGCGUUGCUUCUAUGGGUUCUUCUCUUGGUACUGGUGGCAUGAUGACCAAGCUGGUAGCCGCUGAACUUGCUACUGCAGCAGGCGUCACUACAAUCAUCGCUCGCGGAUCUACGCCUGAAAACAUCAUUCCUAUCAUCGCACAGCAAGACAAAGACAAAGCCAAUACGGAAACUUCUACAGCUACUCCUUUGCAUACCCGAUUUCUUCCAAAUGCUGAGCCUCUUGUUGACCGCAAAUGGUGGAUUCUACAUGGACUUCACACUGCUGGAACAAUCGAGAUCGAAGAUGAAGAAGUAUUACUUCCUUCUAACGCUUCCUCUGAUGACGAUUCUGAGGACGGUAGUCGUACUCCUUCCAAUCAAUCAACGGAUUCACUGUUUGAAGUGAGCAGUGUUCCAGCUAUCGCCGUCAAGUCUAUCAAGGGCAACUUCAUCGAACAUCAAGCUGUCAAUAUCGUUGUUCGUCGUCGCUGUAGUCAAAAGACCGAACAGGGUGAAACUAUCGCUAAGGAUGAUGCUGUUACUAUUGCUAAAGGUAUUGUUAACUUUUCAAGCGCUGAAAUCAACCGUAUCUUGGAAGCAAACAAGAACAACAAGAUGGAUACUUUUGGUUAUGACACAAAGAACACAUGUCUCAUGAAUCCAGACAAUAUUGCUGUCUAUGCUUAA
Messenger RNA from Mucor velutinosus, 1326 nucleotides. RefSeq lists its product as uncharacterized. Bases 1 to 1326 code for a protein of 441 amino acids. Gene Ontology annotation, molecular function: glutamate 5-kinase activity; RNA binding; ATP binding. Gene Ontology annotation, cellular component: cytoplasm; cytosol. The transcript has 5 exons. Lineage: Eukaryota; Fungi; Mucoromycota; Mucoromycetes; Mucorales; Mucoraceae. The record is from RefSeq and is a predicted model, not a curated record.